AUGCCUUCUACUCAGCUAAAGCUAGACUCAGGGGGGGUCGUCCAAAACGACUCCAUAGAGAUACUAUCGCAAAUAAUCUCUGAUGAGGAAGGGAUGUACCGCGUCCGCUCUGGACAGCGUGUCUACUACCUUACUAUUCCCAGCGAUGUCUUCGACGAAGACACAAUGUGCCGUCCCUACCUCCUCAUUCCCCGCUUGCCGUGCUUGUCAGACAUAUCAGGAAGCAAGAUAGCACUCUCGCGCAACAGGGACGGCUCGCCCGCCGUAACUGCCUCCGACGACCCACUGCAGGAGGUCACAUUCACUUGGCACGAUGAACGUAUCGAUGUAUUGUCCCUACCAAGAACAAAGGGCCUUAGAUCUGGUGUUUUUGAGACUCUCUACCAAGGCCGACCAGCUGUUGCAAAAAUCGCAUGUUUUGAGUGGCAGAUUCCAAGCCUUACUCGCGAGACGUGGGCGUAUUGCGUCUUGACACAAUCCCAACAGCCAGACGACGACCAAUCUAUUGCGCCUAAGUUCCUGGGCCACUUGACGGAGAACGGGCGCGUGAUGGGCUUCCUUAUGGAAAGACUGGAAGGCAGGUUUGCGUGCUCAGAUGACUUGGCACAAUGCACAGCUGUGUUAAGGAAGUUGCAUGGCCUGGGAGGUAUGGGGCUUGUGCAUGGAGAUAUAAACCGAUACAACUUUAUUAUUGAGGAAAGUCAUGAAGGGCAUGUUCGCUUAGUGGACUUUGAGCAUGCACAAGACUAUGAUGAGAAGCUCGCGCAGGAAGAGCUUAAAUCACUAUAUGCGGAGUUGGCUGAAGAGACAGGACGUGGCUCAACUAUUACUAGAUCAGUUACCUAG
This is a messenger RNA of Fusarium subglutinans, 846 nucleotides long. Its product is annotated as alpha-galactosidase a. Lineage: Eukaryota; Fungi; Ascomycota; Sordariomycetes; Hypocreales; Nectriaceae. The transcript has a single exon. The record is from RefSeq and is a predicted model, not a curated record. Bases 1 to 846 code for a protein of 281 amino acids.